Molecule: messenger RNA, 5573 nt
Organism: Lynx canadensis (Canada lynx)
Lineage: Eukaryota; Metazoa; Chordata; Mammalia; Carnivora; Felidae
Gene: RAB38
Product: RAB38, member RAS oncogene family
Exons: 5
Coding region: 4188-4823 (211 amino acids)
Biological process (GO): vesicle-mediated transport
Cellular component (GO): vesicle; trans-Golgi network; Golgi apparatus
Molecular function (GO): GTPase activity; GTP binding
Source: RefSeq, a predicted model, not a curated record
AUGAGCGGGGGAGGGGCAGAGAGAGAGGGAGACACAGAAUCCGAAGCAGGCUCCAGGCUCCGAGCUCCCACUUCUGCAAGCUAAAAUACAGCUGAACAGUAACAAGAAUUAGCCUAUGGAGACAAAAUAGCUUUGUGCUCUGAAAAUAUGGACUGAGUCUUUGCUUCUCUAAUGCUUGUUAUUUAGUCCUUAGUUCAGUUACUGAACAGAGAUCUCUAGUCUUUAGUGUUUGUUUAAAAGGCAAUGCUAAUACUUACAUGGGCUAUGUGUGGCAAAGUUUAAAAGAAGCAAUGGGUAUUUGUUUUUAUACUACCUGCCCUGUAAAACAAAACAACAAAAGGUUUAAAGUGCUUUGUAAAGUUAAAGGUGCAGUAAAAUAACUUCAGGCUAAAUGAGUGAACGAAAGUAAAGGAAGAUGAAGGUAGCAAAAUAGGGUAUGACCAUGAAUAAAGUCUGUACAGUCUAGCACAUUGGCUGAUACAUGGGGAUCAUGCUUCAACAGCAGUUCUCAACCAGAGGUGAUUUUUGUCCCUCAGGAGACAUUUGGAAAUGUUAGUAGACACUGGGGUCAUCAUACUGGGAGAGGGGACACAGUCCACAAGGAGAUAUUAUCCAGCUCAAAAUGUCAGUAGUGCCAUGGUUGAGAAAGCCUGCUCUACAACAUGAAGACUGACUGGCACAUCUUUUCCAGUGUCAUUGACUAUGAGUCUGGAGUUCUCUCUUGUGCAACAAGAGAGUGGACGCAGAAUUGAAUACAAGAGACGCUCAUGUCCGAGAGGAGACAGGGGCCCCAAACGGGCAUUUCGUCUCUGUAUUUAUUGAGCUCACAAGAUAUUACCCAUGUGGGUAGCAUGAAGACAACAAGAUCUUACACAUGUGUCGAGUAUGGAGAAAGCAGUCAGAUAGUAAUCAUUAACUUGUGUGAGUAAGAAGCAAAGGAUCCUGGGGGGUGGGGGGCGUGACAAGUGGAGUUUGUGAUCAAGGUACAUUGUCACCAGAUGGGAAGUAAUUUCCUGCAGGUGAUAUAACAAGUUACUUGUGAUCCUAUUACAAUAUCUCACUACCUAACCUCAGUGCUUUCGCCCCAUGGUGGCGGCUUUCCACCCUAAGCUUUUUUCUAACCCACUUAUGUAAGUAGAACCUAUUUCCCCACAUCCCAGCAAUUAAUGGUGGUAUAGACUUUGGAGAAUGGGGAGAAUUCCACAGGCUCAAGUUAUCCCAAAAGCUUCCAGAGAGUAUAUGAAACUUGAGCUAAGCUGUGAAGAAUCAAGAGGGGGAGUAAAAGACCUGCCAGGCCCAGGCAGUGGGGAAGAUUGAAGCAAGGGGAGAAGAUAAGGCACUUCCCUCAGCUUCAGGAUGACAUACAAUACCCUCCACCCUAUAGGAACCCAUGGAUAUGAUUUUAGAAAGAUUUUAGACUUAUUAAACACUUAGCCAUGUAGUAAGAACGGGGGUCAUUAGUGGACCAUAAAUUGGUGAAUCCAUAUUUUGAAAAAGGAGGGGAGCAAAUGGGAAGAUAGAAUGAUAAUUGGAAGCCCAUGUUUGAGAAAAUUCUGCCAUAGAAGGUGAACAUAUCAUCUCAACUCAUCAAACAUUUGACCAAGAAAAGAGGUAGAUUGUAGUAGUUUUGCUUAAAAAAGAGCAUUUGUUUAAAGCAUUGAUCUUUUGCCCUUGCGAGGUUGUGGAUCGUGGGCCCUUUUGAGACUGGUAAAAAUUAUGGAUUCCUUCCCCAUAGAAAAGCAUGCACUCUUCUAAAUUUUGCAUAAAAUUUCAGCAGGCUCUUGGAGAGGUACAAGCCCCAACAUAGUAAAGUACAGUUUUGUGCGUAUAGGUGCUUUUCCCCCCUGCAAGUAGUCAUUUCAUGGUGCAGAUAUAAUCAUUAGUUUUCUUUCGACUGUUGGCUGGGAGGAACCUUUGGAAAGUCUUGACAGGUGGGGUUCUGGGAUCCUGUAUCAGGUGGAUAACUCAGCUUCCAGUUGGAACCCCACUCUCACUCAGACCCUGUUUGGACACUGAGCUCCCCAUUCGUUCUUGGAGCCUAGUGGCUCUUUUGGUUCCAGCCCCUUGUUUUGGUUUCUCUGGGGUUGGGACCUAGUUGGCAUCUUUCGAGCAGGACUCUGCCAAUAAAACCCCACCUGGUAACUACAGUUCUUCCAACAGCAGAGAGACUCUUUUGAUGCCUGCUGUCUGCUUUCAGGAAUUCUUCUUGUGCAGCCCUGGAUUCCCCUUAUCUGUAGUCCUGCUGUCCACAAGAGCAGCACCAUUACUUCCUCGUCCCCUUGAGCCCAUGCUGCUGCCUGCCCACUGCAGCAGCUCCACCCAGUGGACGCCUUGUUGAUUCACAAACUGCCCCCCCCCCCCCAUACACAGAGGGCAAGGAGAGACUGAAGAAAGAGGAAGGUCACUCCAGAUUGGUAGGUGGCAGGUUUGAUAAGCAAGAGAACUUCUAAGGCUUGUUGUCUUCGGUGGCCACAAGGCAAGUAGAUCUUUACACCUGCCUGCCAGAAUCUUAAGAGGCCUUAUGUGGGUUAAGUCACAAACACCAUGUAGAUGGCCUCAACAACUCACUCAAGGCUAUGCCGUUGGAAGAGCUCCCACUGUGGGGACAGGCAGGUUGCAUUUCCCAAGGACAGGGGAGGAGGUGAAGAGAUUCUAAUUGCCUGGGUCCCACUCAAGGGUCAGCCAGAAGUCACCUCUUCUCCAUUAUCUCCUCUAACUUAACUCUAACUGCCAAAUCUACUUUAUUUUUGCACUCAGUUAGUUGUUUUUAUUGAUAAUAAUAGCCACCAUUUAUCAAAGUCUUAUUUUGUGCCAGGUGGUAUAGUAAGCCCUUUAAAAAAAAGACUUAGAGCAAUAGGGACCAUUUCCUGAAAAGUCAACACCACUGGGGAAGACAGAGGAAGGACGUCUUGAGGGAUGAAAUAUAGAGCUGUACUUUGAUAACAUAGAGACCUGGGUUCUAAUCCCAAAUAAGUGGAUGAGCUCUAUGAUUUAGGGCACAUAACUGCCCGGAUUCCGUAUCUGUAAAACAGGAUCUUUACAAGUAAUUGAACAAGACAUUAUAUGUAAAGGCAUUACUUACUUCUUCCUUGUCUUUUGUAGGUGACUAUCAUACUUGCACUAGCCCUGAGAUGUGAGAAGAAGAUGCCUUCAUCAUCUUAAACCAGGAUGAAUAAUAGAAGGGUGAUCUCAGAGACAGAGAGGUUAAUCACGAGAUGAACAGUGAAAAAGGGGAAGAAACCGAGGCACAAAGAGACUAAGUUUCUUGCCAGAAUGAAUCCAGGCAGUUUGGCUCCAGGGUCCACCUCUUAACAAGUAUCCUAUGCCUGCACUUAACAUAUAUCUACUAUGUGCUCUGAACUUUUGAUAAUGCAUCAUUGCUUUACGAGCUUUUAGGAUAGAAGAGGAGGCUAAAAGCCAAGGAUACCCUCUGCGUUUUCAGCCCAGUGAUCCCCCUUGGUAGACCACUGACAAAGAGUCAAAAUGCUCAGUGUUCUCACUGCAAGGCUGCUCACGUGUCUGGAUUACCAUUACCACGUCACUGAGGAAGACAGCAAACUGAGGCUUGCCCAAGAUCAAAGGACUUGUCCAAGAUCACUCACCUCUAAAACCAGGGCAUGCUGAACCCAACCCCCCAUGUUGGGCCUCCUACAAUUGUAUUAUCCGCUGCCUCUCUUCCAAGCUCUCUCUGCAGUGUGGGUUGGAGACGCGGCUGUGAGCUCAGAAGCCCUGUGUUCACCAGGCUUGUCACUUUCAUCUCCCGCAAUACACUGAACUUUUCUAACUCAGUUUUCCCGCACGCAGAACGUGGGAAAUAAAGCCCACACCUCACAGCUUUGCGUUCAGGAUCACAGGCGAGGAAAGCUCUUCGGAAACUGCAAAGCGCCCUACGAAUAACCUCCGCAACAGGCAUUCACACUCGAGCUCCCCCACUUCCCAGUCCCGGGAGACGCUCCCGUCUCCGCCCACCUCCUAGGCGGCGCGGCGCGGGGUAGGAAGGAGGAUUAACCCCUGGGCGCCUGUCUGGGCGUUUCUCCAGGCGGCCGGGGAGGAGUUCCGCCUCUCGCCCCCGCCCCGCCGCUGGGCUCCCUGGCGCCCGCACUCGCGCUCUCGGAGUCCCUCUCCCGCCCAGGCCCCUGCUGGCUGCGCUCCCUUGGUCCGGCACGGCACGCGGGCGGCCCGCCAGGAUGCAGGCCGCGCACAAGGAGCACCUGUACAAGCUGCUGGUAAUCGGCGACCUGGGCGUGGGCAAGACCAGCAUCAUCAAGCGCUAUGUGCACCAGAACUUCUCCUCGCACUACCGGGCCACCAUCGGCGUGGACUUCGCGCUCAAGGUGCUCCACUGGGACCCUGAGACAGUAGUGCGCCUGCAGCUCUGGGACAUCGCAGGUCAAGAAAGAUUUGGAAAUAUGACAAGGGUCUAUUACAGAGAAGCUAUGGGCGCAUUUAUUGUCUUCGAUGUCACCAGGCCAGCUACAUUUGAAGCAGUGACAAAGUGGAAAAAUGAUUUGGACUCAAAGUUAAGUCUUCCUAAUGGCAAACCAGUUUCAGUGGUUUUGUUGGCCAACAAAUGUGACCAGGGGAAGGAUGUGCUCACGAACAAUGGCCUCAAGAUGGACCAGUUCUGCAAGGAGCAUGGUUUCGUAGGAUGGUUCGAAACAUCAGCCAAGGAGAAUAUAAACAUUGAUGAAGCCUCCAGAUGCCUGGUGAAACAUAUACUUGCAAACGAGUGUGACCUGAUGGAGUCCAUUGAGCCGGACGUCGUGAAGCCCCAUCUCACAUCACCCAAGAUUGUCAGCUGCUCCAGCUGUGCCAAAUCCUAGUAGGCUUCUUUGCUGGCAUAUGAUGGAAAUAAUCCCAUUUAUCUCAUGUCUCAGUUCUUAUCAAUUUGAGUAAAUGUCAGGAUAGGGAUACACAUGCAGCAAGCCAAAGAUCUAUGCCUGUAUAUUUCCUAUAAGAGAAAAAUAGCAAAUGUUCUUUUCAUGUUUUUCCCAGCAUCAGCACAGUGUUUACGAGCUUGUUAAAUAUUUAGUCUGUUACAAAAUUCUGUCUUGUAGCCGACCACAGUUCUGGAGGGCCACAGUUCUGGAGGGCCAGCGUCUGCCCUGGUAUUUUCUUCUUGGAUUCGGCCACGGCCUCUAGUCUUAAAGAGAAAGGGGAGAAGAGCAGACUAGCUGUCAAGUUCAGCACUGGCUUUCACUUUGCCCCUGGUGCCUUUGUCCAGAUUUCAAUACACUUUCUGCUGGGCUGACAGGCCUAUUAAGUAGAAAUGUUUUUUUUCUCCAGAGAUGACCUCCAUUUCCAACAGCCCUAAGAGUUGUCUCUGAUUUAGCCCUUCAGAGUCGAGUACACAGGCUUCCUGUGCUUUUCUUGCUUUUAUUGUCCCUUGCCAUGCCCUGAAUGUUGGUUUAAGUGAAAACUGUAUGAAAAGACUUGCCUCCAUAUGUGCCUUUCUGUUCACUUUCUCUGACUUAAGCCGUGGGGCUCUUCUGUUCAUGUAAUAUAUAUUAUAUAUAUUUUCACAAGUGGAAAAUAAAACAUUACAAGAUGCUGUUUCCCUAUUUCUGAAAAUG